Saccostrea cuccullata (small rock oyster) is the source of this 1704-nucleotide messenger RNA. RefSeq lists its product as uncharacterized. The coding region runs from base 1 to 1704 and encodes 567 amino acids. Lineage: Eukaryota; Metazoa; Mollusca; Bivalvia; Ostreida; Ostreidae. The transcript has a single exon. The record is from RefSeq and is a predicted model, not a curated record. Gene Ontology annotation, molecular function: zinc ion binding.
AUGGAUCAAGUACCAGAUUCAGCCCAACAUUAUAUCGAGUGUGACACGGAAUCCUGUAGGAACUUAUCCAAAUUUUAUUGCAAUAGCUGUCACCAGCGAAUCUGUGUCCAAUGCAAACAGACCCAUGUUGAGAAAAACAAUGAACAUGAAAUAGUCCUCUAUCAAGAGAGAAAAAGAAAACUACCUUCAGAAAAAUGCAAGAUCCACCCCACACAAGAUGUAGACGUUUACUGUAAAGUUUGCCAGGAUCCUCUUUGUUCUACAUGCGUUUUCAAAAAUCACAGAGAUCAUGACAUCAGUGACCUUGAAACCAUAUACAAUGACAUUUUACAACAAUGUCAGAUGGAAAUAACUGAGAUCUGGAACACAGUCAUUCCCAAAGCUAAAAAUAAUAUUGGAUCAAUUGGAGAAAAGAAAGAUAAUGUCAAGAGGGAAAUUAGCAAAUUAAGAGUUUCCAUGAAGAAUAGAGCAGAUGAACUGAAGAUUGUUAUUGACAGUGUACUUACUGAUUAUAAUAAAAAAAUAGAUGAGAUCGAGAAUUCCAUUCAAAAUGUUAUGGAGGAACAACAGAAGAGAACAGAGGACUACAUAAAUUACCUUUACAAAAUUAUUUCAGACUAUGAGAGUAAGCUUUUCUCAGUAAAACCAACUGAACUCAUGAAAAUCCAUAUUGAUAUUUCAUUAGCUUCCCUAAAGAGGCCUAACAAAGCUAAACUCAAAGUGCCAAUUUUCACACCACCUACAUUGCACAAAGAGGAAAUAUGCAAACAGUUUGGUAAAAUUGAACUAGAUUCAUCUGAAAUGUUUGAGCUUUCUUCUAUCAAAAAAGUUAGUGAAAUUACUAUCAAGGAACAUGUUUACCAUUUGUUUCCUUUACCUCCCGAUAAUUUUUGGGCUAGUGGUGUUUUUGGGAAUCUCAUGCAGUAUAAUAUGGAAAGAAAGAUUUUAAAGAAAAUAACCAACAGCAUGACCAUUGAAAGGAAAAUUUACGGUGAUCAUACUGUAACAAUAAAGAAAGCACUUCUAUAUACAGAUUACAGUAAAAACACUGUCUACAGAGUAGCUAAUGACAUGUCUAUCAACAAUUUGAUUCAAACAGGGAACUGGAAACCUGGAGCUAUCUACUCCUCUCCUAUCAAUGAGCACAUAUUUGUCGGGAUGGAGAGAAAUCUAGACAAUAAAAUAACCAGAUACAACAAAGAAGGAAGAAAGCUACAGGAAAUACAGUGGGAUGUUAAAAGACGAAAACUUUACCAAAGUGUUAACUAUAUCACUGAGAAUAUCAACGGUGACAUCUGUACAUCAGAUACCAAAGCCAGACAGGUUGUGGUGGUGACUGCAUCAGGAGAAUACCGGUUCUCUUACUCUGGUCACCGCUCUCAGUCUGGGUUCCUGCCCUGUGGAAUUUGUACGGAUGUUUUGGGACACAUUUUGGUGUGCAAUGGCUUUAUAACAUUUAAAGAGAAUUGCUCCAGUAUCCACCUUCUGGACAAAGACGGUCACAUUUUGUCUUUCUUACUCACACCAGAACAAUGUCCUCCACAUCCCCGUGCUCUUUGUAUUGAUGAUAAACACAAUCUCUGGGUUGGCGGAUGGGAUAGUUCUGCUGUCUAUGUGUACAGAUAUUUGCUGAUGACAAAAACAUAUUUUAUGUACUACUUUGGAAAUGCAAAGAUUCCUGUCAGCAGCGUGAACCUGGUAUAA